Messenger RNA from Aspergillus mulundensis, 912 nucleotides. Its product is annotated as Yip1 family protein. The coding region runs from base 1 to 912 and encodes 303 amino acids. NCBI's taxonomy places the organism in Eukaryota, Fungi, Ascomycota, Eurotiomycetes, Eurotiales, Aspergillaceae. Gene Ontology annotation, molecular function: small GTPase binding. Gene Ontology annotation, cellular component: membrane; Golgi apparatus. Gene Ontology annotation, biological process: vesicle-mediated transport. The transcript is spliced from 4 exons. The record is from RefSeq and is a predicted model, not a curated record.
AUGUCGAGCCAGGGCUACGAUGUGGUAGUGGACGUGGACGCUGAGGGCGACGACCUCGGACACACAGACCUCCAAGAAGACCUUGAAUUCCACCCAUCCAACUUCGAAAAUGACCAACGCAACGCCAAAUCCCACCCAGACAACGCCGCCUUCCUAGGAGGCAGCGGCGGCGGCUCGUCCUCCCGCCGCAACCGCUCUCCAGGUGGCACACCGACCAAGCACGCCUGGUGGUCAAUCCACUACUACGAGCAGUACUUCGACGUAGACACGAACGAGGUCCUGCGCCGGUGCGUAGCCUCCGUCUACCCCCGCAGCAACUUCCUCGACGUCCUCGAAGGCAACGCAGACCUCUACGGCCCCUUCUGGAUCGCAACGACCGUGAUCGUGAUCCUCUUCCUAACCGGUACAAUCUCGCAAUGGCUCUCGAACAACGACAAGGCGCAUUUCAAGUAUGACUUCACUCUGCUCUCUGGCGCGGCGGGUUUAGUCUACGGGUAUACGUUCAUUCUGCCCAUUGCGCUCUGGGGCGCGCUCAAGUGGUUUGGUAGCUCGACGGCGGAUCUCGUCGAGUGCUGGGCGCUAUAUGGGUACUCGAACCUCGUUUGGAUUGCGGUCGCGAUUGUUAGUUGGAGUCCUUUGACGGCGUUGAACUGGGCGCUUGUGGGCGUCGGCUUUGGCUGGACGGUUUUCUUCCUCCUUCGGAAUUUGUAUCCCGUGCUUAGUGCGACGGAUGCGAAGGCUAGUCGGGCGCUGUUGAUAUUGGUUAUCUUGUUGCAUGCUGGAUUUGCGAUUGCGAUUAAGAUCUUGUUCUUUGCGCAUGGAAGCCCGGUUUCCAAGAAGAAUGACGGCGACAAGGACCACGAUGAUGAUAAGGAUGAUCAUGAUGAUCACGAUGACAAGCGCAUGUUUUAA